This is a messenger RNA of Notothenia coriiceps (black rockcod), 1487 nucleotides long. Its product is annotated as receptor activity-modifying protein 1-like. Gene Ontology annotation, biological process: protein localization to plasma membrane; intracellular protein transport; receptor internalization. The transcript has a single exon. Gene Ontology annotation, molecular function: coreceptor activity. The record is from RefSeq and is a predicted model, not a curated record. The annotation marks the transcript as partial. Gene Ontology annotation, cellular component: signaling receptor complex; cell surface; membrane. Lineage: Eukaryota; Metazoa; Chordata; Actinopteri; Perciformes; Nototheniidae.
AUAUGCAGACUCUACGGCGAGCUAACAAACUGCACAUUCCUGGUGGCGCAGAAGAUGGACUGCUUCUGGCCCAACAGACUGGUGGAUGAGUUCUUUAUCCGAGUCCACCAACACUACUUCCAUGACUGCUCGCUGUCUGGACGGCUUCUCCAGGACCCGCCAAAUCGCAUCCUGGGGCCCUUCAUUGCAGUGCCCAUCCUGGUCACCCUCCUCAUGACGGCCUUGGUGGUGUGGAGGAGCAAGCGCAGUGAGGGGAUUGUGUAGUGAAGGGAAAAGGGGGCCAGGGUAACAGAACUCAAAACAAGAGGUACUUGUUGUCGCUAAGGUUUCGUCAUAUUCAACCCUCAGUGGCCAAAGAGUCUCUUUUUCUUGGUGGAUAUCAAUAUCAAUAGGACCAGAAUCACCUCACUAUGGACCUGGAAAUGGAUCCGGUUUAUAUAUUUAAAAUCAGUGACAUUGAUUUCGAUAAUUUCUUUGGAUAACCGAGUGAAGAGAAACCAAACUGUGCUCUUGAAUCUGAUGUGGACCAGGUGUAUAGUGGAAAAAUGUUGUAAAUAAUAAAAAAAACCUUUAAUGAAUGACACUGCUUCAAAUAAUCGUGGCUUCGGUGAUGAUGCCAAAACUCACACAAACAACUAUUUUUGGAGACCAAGAAAGUAACUGUUACAUACAAGACAGGCUACGAAUUGACAGUUACUCCAACUUCUCUAAAGGAACCCAGGUAUAUCACAUGUUAUGUGUAAAUAUACAUAUACUGUAAAUAUACACAGUGUGUACAACAAGGGAUGCAACUGUCAGUGAAUGGUCAGAAUAUCUUUAUAACACAUAGUCAAGAAACCCUAUUACACUAAAUUAAUUUCUAUCGGAUGCAAAUUCUGUGUUUCCAUGUCAUGCAAAAACACCCCCUUUUAACACAUGUGCAUUAUUUGGAAUAUACUGUAUCAUCUUUAUCAUGCAGAUGGAUUAUAGUCACACAUUCAAGAUACAGUGGGAGAAGAAUCUGUCUGUUUUUAGUUUUAAUACUUAAUUUCCCCUGCUCAUAUCAGACCUCAUGCCCACAAUCUACUGUAUAGGCAUACCCAGAGCUUAGUCUCCCUCUGAAUGGGAAACGGAGAUAGGUUUCUGCUGCAUAUUGCGAACUGAUCCAGCUGGUGGAAAAAUGCAGGAGAUAAUGAUGUCACAUACUGAGGAUUGGCAGGUGUGUGAUACAGGUGAAAAACAGCAUGCCACCGAGAAUACUGUCACUAGGGUCAAGGCCCCAAUUUGGAGGGACUAUAAUGACGGCUUUCCUCCUCCACAACCAAAAUGAAGAACUGCCAGCAAACACACGGGUGGAUGAAGCUGAAAGCAGAGACUUUGAAGGCCAAGGUAAAUAGUGCAGAAAUUUGGGGACUGCAGACAGCUAAUUAACCAAAACAUAUCACAGUCUUUCUGAUUUUGCUCCCUCACACACACACCUCUCCUAUCCGUGUUUACCAUUAUAUAAA